Messenger RNA from Mycena citricolor, 1431 nucleotides. Lineage: Eukaryota; Fungi; Basidiomycota; Agaricomycetes; Agaricales; Mycenaceae. The record is from the annotation of a GenBank genome assembly.
GCAGAGUCCGCCUCGAUACAUAACGCUUGACUGUGACCUGAGAAUUAAAUUGAACGCUUUGAUUCCUGGAACCGCUACAUACUCCCUCACAAUCGUCCUUCUGAUUCAACAGCACGUCUUAGAAUCCAGCCAAAUGUCCAGCGAAGAGCACGAUCUCACCACGAUCUCGGGCGUCAAGGCUUACCUGGAGCCCACCCACUUCAAGGCCGCGGAUGUGCACGUCCUCGCGGGAGGGCACGGAAAUUUCACCUACCGCCUCUUUCUGCAGACCCCGCUUGACGGCCGCGCGACGGUGGUCAUGAAACACUCGAAGCCGUAUUCCGCGACGAAUCCGCAGUUCUCACUGGAUCUGGCGCGCCAGACCUUCGAGGCGCGCGCUCUACGGCAAGUCAGCGCCAAUGUCGCGUCCCUUCCGGCGCGCGUCCCCGCCGUCCACCUCUUCGACGAGGAAAAGCACGUCAUCAUCAUGGACGACGCGGGGACUGAAUCAACGACACUGAAAAGCCUGUUCCUCUCGGCGAAUCCACCUCCUGCCUCGCUGGCACGCGACAUCGGGUCCGCGAUCGGGCAGUUCCUCGGCCGCCUCCACUCGUGGGGGAGCGGGAACGACGCGGCGAUGGAUGAGUUCGCGGGCAACGACCUGGGCAAGAGGAUCACCAGCUGGAUAACGUACGGGAUGAUCCUCCCGACGCUCACGACCACCGAAGUCCCCGCCGUGGCGCUCCUCCCGGAGCCCGUCUCCGCCUCCGAUCUCGCGAACCUGCGCGCCCUCGUCGAGAAGCGCACGGACCAGAUCCACCGCGCCCGCGAAACGCUCACGAUGGGCGACUUCUGGACCGGCAACAUCAUGGUGCUGCUGGCCGGCGCGCAGGUCGACCGCAUCACCGUCGUCGACUGGGAGCUCGUCAAGCCCGGCGUCGCGGCGCUCGAUGUAGCGCAGUUCUGCGCUGAGAUGUUCGCGGUGGUCCUCUUCGCUGACGAGGGCUCGGUUGCCCAGGACUCGGCACGGAUGCUGAUCGACGCGUUUUUGACGGCGUAUGCGGGAGCAUAUACCGUGAACCGUGGGGUAGAUGGGGAGAACAGAGCGACCGUGGCCGCGAGACACUUGGGGGCGCAUCUUCUGACGAUCACGACUCGGUACGGUUGGGGGAGCACAGCGGAAGAAACGUUCAGAGCUGUCAGAACGGGCCUCGAGUAUCUACAACACGGCCAAGACGAGGACUGGGUUCGCAACAAGUCGAUUUUUGCACCGUUAUUAUGAUGCAGGCUCAGAAAUUAGGACUCAAUGGAGAACAACUGUAUCAUUUGCAAGUCUGCCAAUGACGGAACUGGGUACUCACCACAAAACGCGGUCACGUGCGCCGAUUGAGGUUGAACUUGAGCUUGUCCGUGCGACCUGAGUUUUGAUCUCCAGCGGCUUUGCUUGCGGGG